AGUUUUCAUCCCAAGAAAUUAUUAUUACAACAAAUUUAAUUAAAAGAAUAUGCAGUGCAUGGCUGUUCACCAAUUUGCUCCAUUAUUAUCACUCCCUAUUCACAGUAGCAUUAGUAGUAGUGAUUUUGGUAGACUUUUUACACCAAAAACAUCUACAAAGUCAAGAUCAAGAUCAAGUACUUGUCACCCCAUCCAAUGUACUGUGGUCAAUAAUACUGAUCGAAGAUCAGCCAACUAUGAGCCCUCUAUUUGGUCUUUUGAUUACAUUCAGUCUCUUACAAGCCAAUAUAAGGGAAAAUCCUAUUCAAGUCGACUAAAUGAGUUGAAGAAAGAGGUGAAAAUGAUGGUAGAUGGGACGAACGAAUCUUUGGCUCAACUCGACCUAAUCGAUACAUUGCAAAGACUUGGAAUAUCUUAUCAUUUCGAGGAUGAAAUAAACACUAUUUUAAAAAGAAAGUACAUCAAUAUUAAAAAUAAUAUUAAUCCUAAUUAUAAUUUAUACUCGACUGCUCUCCAAUUUAGGCUUUUACGCCAACAUGGAUACUUGGUAACUCAAGAAGUAUUCAAUGCUUUCAAGGAUGAGACAGGGAAGUUUAAAACAUACUUGAGUGAUGAUAUUAUGGGAGUUUUGUCUUUGUAUGAAGCUUCAUUCUAUGCAAUGAAACAUGAGAAUGUUUUGGAAGAAGCAAGAGUUUUUUCAACUGAAUGUCUCAAAGAAUAUAUGAUGAAGAUGGAGCAAAAAAAAGUAUUAUUAGAUCAUGAUCUUGAUCAUAAUGAUAAUUUUAAUGUUAAUCAUCAUGUACUAAUUAUUAACCAUGCCUUGGAGCUUCCACUUCAUUGGAGGAUAACAAGAUCGGAAGCUAGGUGGUUCAUUGAUGUAUAUGAGAAAAAACAAGACAUGAAUUCUACUUUGCUUGAGUUUGCCAAGCUGGAUUUCAACAUGGUGCAAUCAACACAUCAAGAAGAUCUAAAACAUUUAUCUAGGUGGUGGAGGCAUUCUAAACUUGGUGAGAAGUUGAAUUUCGCUAGAGAUAGAUUGAUGGAGGCUUUCUUAUGGGAUGUUGGACUAAAAUUUGAGUCAGAAUUCAGCUACUUUAAGAGAAUAUCUGCAAGAUUAUUUGUGCUUAUAACAAUAAUUGAUGAUAUUUAUGAUGUAUAUGGAACCUUGGAGGAGCUAGAGCUUUUCACUAAAGCUGUUGAGAGAUGGGAUGUGAAUGCAAUAAAUGAGUUACCGGAUUACAUGAAGAUGCCUUUUUUAGUUUUACACAAUACCAUAAAUGAGAUGGCUUUCGAUGUGUUAGGAGACCAAAACUUCCUCAACAUUGAAUACCUCAAGAAAUCGUGGGUAGAUUUGUGUAAAUGUUAUUUACAAGAAGCAAAAUGGUACUAUAGUGGAUACCAACCAACCUUGCAAGAAUAUAUUGAGAUGGCUUGGCUUUCAAUAGGAGGACCGGUAAUUCUUGUGCAUGCUUAUUUCUGCUUCACAAAUCCCAUAACGAAAGACUCUAUGAAAUUCUUCACAGAAGGUUAUCCCAAUAUAAUUCAUCAAUCAUGCUUGAUUGUAAGACUUGCAGACGAUUUAGGAACAUUUUCAGAUGAGUUGAAUAGAGGCGACGUUCCUAAAUCAAUUCAAUGUUACAUGUACGAUAUUGGUGCUUCGAAAGACGAAGCUCGUGAACACAUCAAGUUCUUGAUAUGUGAAACAUGGAAGGAUAUGAAUAAGAACGAUGAAGAUAACUCUUGUUUAUCAGAAACAUUUGUUGAAGUUUGCAAAAAUCUUGCUAGAACGGCAUUGUUCAUGUACCAGUAUGGAGAUGGACAUGCUUCUCAGAACUGUCUGUCAAAAGAACGUAUUUUGGCACUGAUUAUUAAUCCUAUUAAUUUUCCUGAGAGAAAGUGAUCAUGUAAACUUGUUUCAAAUCUUGUUGGUGGAAAAUAAUUAACUAUGGGUAGAUAAUUAACUAUGGGUAUUAUUACCUUUGCAAUAAAUAUAUAAUAUUUUGUUUA
This is a messenger RNA of Humulus lupulus (European hop), 2007 nucleotides long. Its product is annotated as myrcene synthase, chloroplastic. The transcript has 7 exons. The coding region runs from base 50 to 1900 and encodes 616 amino acids. NCBI's taxonomy places the organism in Eukaryota, Viridiplantae, Streptophyta, Magnoliopsida, Rosales, Cannabaceae. Gene Ontology annotation, biological process: diterpenoid biosynthetic process. The record is from RefSeq and is a predicted model, not a curated record. Gene Ontology annotation, molecular function: magnesium ion binding; terpene synthase activity.